Molecule: messenger RNA, 863 nt
Organism: Botrytis cinerea B05.10
Lineage: Eukaryota; Fungi; Ascomycota; Leotiomycetes; Helotiales; Sclerotiniaceae
Gene: Bctim22
Product: Bctim22
Exons: 3
Coding region: 33-551 (172 amino acids)
Biological process (GO): protein insertion into mitochondrial inner membrane
Cellular component (GO): TIM22 mitochondrial import inner membrane insertion complex
Molecular function (GO): transmembrane protein transporter activity
Source: RefSeq, a predicted model, not a curated record
GACGAAGAAUAUCACAACUACUAUCGUUCAAAAUGAAUGGGCCAGCAUUUAAUCCUCCAGGAGGGGGCCAGCAGGGUGUUGACCCUUCAACCGCUGCUGCUGUUAAAAAUAUGCAAAUGAUAAUGGAAUCCUGUCCGGGCAAGACUGUCGUCUCGGGUGUAAUGGGAUUUGCCCUCGGUGGUGCCUUUGGUCUCUUCAUGGCAUCUAUGCAAUACGACACUCCCAUUCACACCUCUACCGCAGCCGCAGAAAUCCAAUCCCUUCCCAUGCGUGAACAACUCAAACGAGGUCUCAAAGAUAUGGGUAAUCGCUCCUAUUCCUCGGCCAAGAAUUUCGGCAAAGUAGGCGCUAUCUUUGCGGGCACGGAGUGUUGUGUUGAAGGGUUCAGAGCAAAGAAUGAUCUGAAGAAUGGGGUUAUUGCAGGAUGUAUUACCGGGGGGGUGUUGGCGGCGCCGGCGGGACCACAGGCUGCCGCAGUCGGGUGUGCGGGGUUCGCGGCUUUCAGUUUGGCGAUUGAUAGUUAUAUGAGAAGGCCGAGUGAUGGGGAUUAAGGAGAUAAUUGAGGGGUGGAAGUUGUGGAUUGGAACUUUAGACGGAGCGGUUUAGAUAUGUAUAAUAUGCUGCGAACAGCUUACGCAUGGGAUUGGAGUUAUGGGCAAGCUUGGAUGGGCUUUGAGUGGUUAUGUUGAUAUGUCUGUAUAGUUAUGACCUUUGGAUCAAUGACUAAUUUCACUCCUCACGAGCGUUGGUUUUAGCUUUGGCGCUUCAGUAUUAUGUGAUGGUUUGAGUCUUUUGUCAUAUGUCACGAAAAUCCGGCUGACUUAUCGUGUCCAGUAGAGAAUGCAUGCGAGGAACAUUUACCA